This is a messenger RNA of Drosophila arizonae, 883 nucleotides long. It is a transcript of the gene MAGE, whose product is annotated as necdin, MAGE family member. The record is from RefSeq and is a predicted model, not a curated record. Lineage: Eukaryota; Metazoa; Arthropoda; Insecta; Diptera; Drosophilidae. Gene Ontology annotation, cellular component: nucleus.
UUCUUAAUUUCGCGCUCAGUCAAAAGAAAGUAAAGUCAAGCCGAAAUCCAUCAAUCUAAUGGCCAGCACAUCGCGAAAUGCCUCACAAAGACGCAAUACAUCACGUUCCCAGCAAUCAAUAAAUGCGACUCAGGCGGAACCACAACAUGUCGAGAUAGAUCAGCAAGUGCGCGCCAUUCUGAAUUUUAUUCUAUGCCAUUCGGCCAAUAAGGUUCCGAUCAAACACAAUGAUUUAAUUCCUCUGACGGAUGGAAAAGCGGAAGUUAUUAAAAGACUUCCGUUGGUCACCCAACUGCUGGAAAAUCUCUACGGCAUUAAGCUAGUCCAGCUCGAUGGAAACCCCAAAAGAUACAUCUGUAUAGCCGAAGCACCACCGACGUCCACCUUCGAGCUAACCGCUGCACAGCGUCCGCAAUUCACACUGCUAUACAUUAUACUUACCUACGUCUUUUUACGCGGGUGUCACAUAGAGGAAGGCAAGCUCUUUACCAUGCUGGAUACGUUGGGAGUUAAUGUGCACGAGGAGCAUGAAUACUUUGGUUCCGACAUAUCAAAACUGGUCGAGGAAACAUUUGUGAAGCAAGAGUAUCUGAAACGAGAGCGCUCACAGUUGAAUCCUUUCGAUGAUCCCAAGAUUACCUACAGUUGGGGACAACGCGCCAAACGCGAAUUUACCUAUCAGCAAGUUAUUCAAUUUGCAUCCAAAUUAUUUAACCAGGACGUCAGCUUCUUUCAGAAGCAGCUUAUGAUGGCCGAAGCCAUGGAUAAUCCUGAAGGCAUGCAAGCGCCUACUCCAGCUGCAGAUAACACGAAUACAAGCUACACUGACUGCAAUAGUUUAGUGGACAGUCAGUAGUAGAUCGAUCCCAUUGUUUUCUCUUAU